Exserohilum turcica Et28A is the source of this 375-nucleotide messenger RNA. RefSeq lists its product as uncharacterized. Gene Ontology annotation, molecular function: zinc ion binding. Bases 1 to 375 code for a protein of 124 amino acids. Gene Ontology annotation, cellular component: mitochondrial intermembrane space. Gene Ontology annotation, biological process: protein import into mitochondrial intermembrane space. The transcript has a single exon. The record is from RefSeq and is a predicted model, not a curated record. NCBI's taxonomy places the organism in Eukaryota, Fungi, Ascomycota, Dothideomycetes, Pleosporales, Pleosporaceae.
AUGCCUGGGCCUGCAGCACAAACCAAGGUCGACGGAGCGCCAGUCGUGUACGGUCUCUCCCUCACCCGGCUCACACAAUGCGCACACUGGCACUCUCCGCUCGACAUCAUUGCCGUCAAGCAUUUCUGCUGCAAAAAGUUUUAUGCCUGCAUCAGCUGCCACGAUGCACUCGAGACACAUGCAUCAGACGUCUGGCCAUGUACUCGCCGCGACGAAGGCGCUGUGCUGUGUGGGCAGUGCAGACACGUCUUGACCGUCAACGAGUACCUCGAGAGUGGGAGCAGAUGCACAGAGUGCGGCAGCGCAUUCAACCCCGGCUGCAAGAAGCAUUGGGGGCUGUAUUUUGAAGUGGGCGACAAGAGCAGCGAGUCUUGA